Diachasma alloeum is the source of this 2392-nucleotide messenger RNA. RefSeq names its product torsin-like protein (gene Torsin). The record is from RefSeq and is a predicted model, not a curated record. Gene Ontology annotation, molecular function: ATP hydrolysis activity; ATP binding. Lineage: Eukaryota; Metazoa; Arthropoda; Insecta; Hymenoptera; Braconidae. Bases 195 to 1244 code for a protein of 349 amino acids. The transcript has 3 exons. Gene Ontology annotation, biological process: cellular response to misfolded protein.
UGUUCACCGGCUUAUCGUGUGGCCUUCAAACUCCAAAAGUGCAUAAAGUGUUGAUGGAUAAUUAAAUUUAUAAACAAUAUCCAGUGGACUGGAUUUUUUGUUGUUUAUUUGCUUGGAUGGAGGUAGAGUAACAAGUGGUGGUUGUAGUGCAUGAAGAAUAUUAAUUAAAUUGUGGAAGUGGAAUUACUCUGGGGAUGAAGAUGAGGGUGAGAACUGCUGGAGUGUGUUGCAUUUUUUUGUCGAUGUUUUUGGAGGAAUCCGAGGGAUUAAUUGAUCCGAUCACUGGAGGGCUUGUAGCCAGCCUCGCCGGUCUUUUUUAUUAUGGUUAUAACCAACAAAAGACCAAGUGUGAUAGGCAGGAGUGCUGUGAGAGUAGAUACAUCGAAAAAAAUAUCUCAUAUUUACGAAAAGCACUGGGAGAUCGUUUAUUUGGUCAGCACAUAGCUUCGAAAACGAUAGUGAGUGCACUAGGUGCUCACAGAGCAGUCAACUCCCCGAAUAAACCUCUGACCAUGAGUUUCCACGGGCUGGCAGGCACUGGCAAGAAUUACGUAGCCCAAAUGAUUGCUUUUGCUUAUUUCAAAAAAGGACAGAAUAGCAAAUACUAUCAUUUCUUCAAUGGUCGGACUGAAUUUCCACUGGCUAGUCGAUUAGAAUUUUAUCAGGAAGAUUUGAGGGACAGAAUUUACGAAGCUCUCAUCGAUUGUCCUGAUUCCCUCUUCGUUUUUGAUGAAGUCGACAUGAUGACCUCUGGAGUUUUAGACGCCCUCGUACCUUUCCUAGACUACGGAAACAGUCUCAUCUAUUGGCAGGGGCGAAAUCGACCGAUUGAGAAAAAUCGUGCUGUCUACAUUUUCCUGUCGAAUACAGGGAGUCAGGAGAUUGUCAACACACUGACGCAGCUUUGGGAACAGGGAAAGAGCAGAAAUGAAACGACCCUCAGUGACUUUGAGAGAUUGAUACUGACGGGUGCCUUCAACGAGAAGGGGGGCUUCCACAAGAGCGACACCAUCAGGACGAAUGUAAUCGAUCACUUCGUGCCAUUUCUCCCUCUCGAGGAGGAGCACGUGAUAAGCUGUGUGAAAGCUGCUUUCGACAACUGGAACAAGAAUCCAACGCCUGAGAUGAUUCAGGAGGCGAUGGCUUACGUCACUUACAGCCCACCUCACAAUCUUUAUGCCAAGAGCGGCUGCAAGAGGAUCGAACAGAAAGUCAAUUCUAUUGUUUAUCAACGUGGAGAUUGAAUAAUGUGUUUGUGGACUCGAUCAUUUUUUACUUCUUGUUGAUGUGGAUUUAUCUUGAAAAUGAGUGAUGAAUCCUGCGAGUAAACAUGUCUUUGUAUUUUACCCUAAAGUCACUUGUCAUCAGGAUACUUGCCAUCAGUAUCUCAAUACUUCAAUACUUCUUGUUAAAAACGUCAAUCAACAUUCCAUCAGAUACAAAAAAUGGUCUUUGACGUUUUCCUCUAAACCCACUCAUUCUCAAGAUAAUCAACAAAACACUGGACAAAAAAAUUGAGAGAUUAAAAAUCCUCGACUCAAACAUUUUAGAGUUAUGUGAAUAUUCCAGAAAUCAAUUUUUUACACAAUAAAUAUUCGUUAAUCGUGAAUUUCUCAAGAAAAAACUGCAUUUAUGGUUGAGAAAUAAAAUAGUGUAUUUUUUUAUAUGUACAUAAAAUUUAUGUUUAUGUAUAUAAUUCAUUGACUUAACGGAUUUCUUAUUGGCACAAUCGGAAAACAUUUUGCGAUGUUUAAAAACCAAGUUAUUCAAGCGAAUAACACUGGACAUUAGUUGAAAAUCAGCAGUACAGAUAGACUUAGGCGAUUUUUUGCAUGAUUUCAUUACUCCAUAAUCUCUCUCGCGGUGUACAAAUAUCUCUUUCGUCACUUGGGAUUAACUAAAUCGACAAUCUGGCUAAAAAGUUACACACAGUGAAAAAAAAAACAUUUUUUCCACAUUAAAAUUGCUUAUUAAAAUCAUCAUAAAAAUAAUAAAAAUAUUAAAAUAUCGAUAAUGAUUAAAAUCCAGGGACUAGUUGAAUAAUCCUGUGUUUAUCCUCACAGAAAAAUACAUUCUCUCUGGAUCUCUUUGGAUUUGACACAUUAUAUACGUUUUAUUAUUGAGGAUGUACAGGAAAAACAAAACGACAUCAUCAAUAACUCAUUUAAAAAUAUAAAAAAUCUCUAAAAACAUAAAAAAAAAUCCAGAGACUACGUCUCCAGAAUCACCUCAGAGGCCUUGAAUCUCGUCUAAAACAAUUUAGUUGAUUAAAAAUUUUACACCGCAAUAAAACGCUUUAAAUUAAAAUCUCUCCUGAUUAAGGAGUUGUUGUUGUACCCCCUGUACAUCCCAGAUGUUCUUAAAAUUAAAAAAUAAUUUUUCAUAUACUAGA